AUGCUUUUCUUCAAAAUCAUCAUUGCUGCUGUUCUUGCAGCCACAACCUCUGCCCGCCGCGUCCAAGUUGACCAAACUGUAAAUCGUGAAGUCCUACAACGCCGAUCUGUAGAGUUCACUUCCACCAUCGAAAAGAGGUCCUCAAAACCCCUCCAAACUCGUGGCUCCAAAAGUAAUAGCGUCCCGAACCUUACCAAGCCCCAACCUCAGACGAUCAACCCACCCUGCGACCCAUGUGAUGAUGGACCCGGUUGUUGCUGA
Molecule: messenger RNA, 261 nt
Organism: Melampsora larici-populina 98AG31
Lineage: Eukaryota; Fungi; Basidiomycota; Pucciniomycetes; Pucciniales; Melampsoraceae
Exons: 4
Coding region: 1-261 (86 amino acids)
Source: RefSeq, a predicted model, not a curated record